CCGAGGAGGCCCCAGCUCCCUAGGGGCUGAGAAGCUGGAGUCCUGGGGAAGGGGAGGAGCUGAGCCAUACUCUUGCAAGACCCCCGCCCUCCUCCCCACCACAGGAAGCAUGAACAGAAAAGACAGCAAGAGAAAGUCCCACCAGGAAUGCACCGGAAAGACAGGAGGGCGGGGCCGGCCCCGCCAAACACGCCGCCACAAGACAUGCCCCAGCCCCCGGGAAAUCAGCAAGGUCAUGGCUUCCAUGAACCUGGGCCUGCUGAGCGAGGGCGGCUGCAGCGAAGAUGAGCUGCUGGAGAAAUGCAUCCAGUCCUUUGAUUCAGCUGGCAGCCUGUGCCACGGGGACCACAUGCUCAACAUGGUGCUGGCCAUGCACAGCUGGGUGCUGCCCUCUGCCGACCUGGCUGCCCGCCUGCUGACCAAGUACCAGAAGGCCACAGGGGACACCCAGGAGCUGAGACGGCUGCAGAUCUGUCACCUGGUCAGGUACUGGCUGACCCAACACCCUGAGGUGAUGCACCAGGACGCCCAGCUGGAAGAAGUCAUAGGUCGUUUCUGGGCCACCGUGGCCCAGGAGGGCAACUCGGCCCAGAGAAACCUGAGAGACUCCUCUAACCUCCUGAGCCCUGGUGGCCCUGGCCCCCCGCCCCCCAUGAGCAGCCCAGGCCUGGGCAAAAAGCGCAAAGUGUCCCUGCUUUUCGACCACCUGGAGACGGGGGAGCUGGCUCAGCACCUCACCUACCUGGAGUUCCGCUCCUUCCAGGCUAUCACGCCCCAGGACCUGCGGAGCUACGUUUUGCAGGGCUCAGUACGAGGCUGCCCCGCCCUGGAGGGCUCUGUAGGUCUCAGCAACAGUGUGUCCCGCUGGGUGCAGGUGAUGGUGCUGAGCCGUCCCGGGCCUCUGCAGCGCGCACAGGUGCUGGACAAGUUCAUUCACGUGGCACAGAGGCUCCACCAGCUGCAGAAUUUCAACACGCUGAUGGCGGUCACGGGGGGCCUGUGUCACAGUGCCAUCUCCAGACUCAAGGACUCCCAUGCCCACCUGAGCCCUGACAGCACCAAGGCCCUGCUGGAGCUCACUGAGAUCCUUGCCUCCCACAACAACUACGCCCGCUACCGCCGCACCUGGGCUGGCUGCACGGGCUUCCGGCUGCCUGUACUGGGCGUGCACCUCAAGGAUCUGGUGUCCCUGCAUGAAGCACAGCCCGACAGGUUGCCUGACGGCCGCCUGCACCUACCCAAGUUGAACAACCUCUACCUGCGGCUGCAGGAGCUGGUGGCCCUCCAAGGGCAGCAUCCGCCCUGCAGCGCCAACGAGGAUCUGCUGCACCUGCUCACACUCUCCCUGGACCUCUUCUACACGGAAGACGAGAUCUAUGAGCUUUCUUAUGCCCGAGAGCCACGCUGUCCCAAGAGUCUGCCACCCUCCCCCUUCAACGCACCUCUGGUGGUGGAGUGGGCCCCUGGUGUGACCCCCAAGCCGGACAGGGUCACGCUGGGUCGGCACGUGGAGCAGCUGGUGGAGUCCGUGUUCAAGAAUUAUGACCCUGAAGGCCGAGGAACCAUCUCUCAGGAGGACUUCGAGCGACUCUCAGGCAAUUUUCCCUUUGCCUGCCAUGGGCUCCACCCGCCCCCACGCCAGGGGAGAGGCUCCUUCAGCAGAGAGGAGCUGACAGGGUACCUGCUCCGGGCCAGUGCCAUCUGCUCCAAGCUGGGCCUGGCCUUCCUGCACACCUUCCAUGAGGUCACCUUCCGAAAGCCUACCUUCUGCGACAGCUGCAGUGGCUUUCUCUGGGGUGUCACCAAGCAAGGCUACCGCUGUCGGGAGUGCGGGCUGUGUUGCCACAGACACUGCAGAGACCAAGUGAAGGUGGAAUGUAAGAAGAGGCCGGGGGGCAAGGGCGAUGCAGGGCCCCCCGGAGCUCCUGUUCCAUGCACACCAGCUCCCCAUGCCAGCUGUGGCUCCGAGGAAAAUCUCUCCUACACGCUAUCCCUGGAACCUGAGACUGGGUGCCAGCUUCGCCAUGCCUGGACCCAGACUGAAUCCCCACACCCUUCCUGGGAAACAGAUACGGUCCCCUGCCCGGUAAUGGGCCCACCAUCAACUGCAUCCUCCAAGCCGGAUUCCUAGACAUCUCUUGGUCUCCUCUAUCCCUCACUCCCUUACCCCAGUCAGUCCUGACUCCUGUUGUCAGACUCUGGCAGGGCUCCCAGAG
Molecule: messenger RNA, 2216 nt
Organism: Chlorocebus sabaeus (green monkey)
Lineage: Eukaryota; Metazoa; Chordata; Mammalia; Primates; Cercopithecidae
Source: RefSeq, a predicted model, not a curated record